GAACCAUUACCAGUUUCUUCAUGAAGAUCCAGCCAUACUCAGUACUAUUCCUAAAGCCUUUGAAGUAACAGUUGAUGGCAACAUAAAGUCCAAGCGGAGAGAUGUAACCGAUCUUUGAUGGAACUGUGGCAAUGUCCGAAAAUUGUAAAUGUGAGACGAAUAGUGCGAUAAAGGUUUGAAAUUUUGGUUGCUUGGAUCCCUUCUUCGGCAAUUUAAAUUGAUCAGAAGUAAAGCGCUAUAUUGGACAUCUUGGAUAAUCCUUCUGGAUUUCUGUGUAACACAAUGGCAUCCUUUGGACCAAGUUCACCAGCAGCUGUUAUGUUCAAAAACCCGCCAACUGCACUUCAGUUGUUGCUGGAGGAAAUCAAUUUCCAGCGUACUAAAGAGAUGCGGCAGUUGUUGAAGGAUGAUGGCGGUUUUGUUGUGCUGCAAGGUACUACUUACUGGACAGACCUAUUCGUUCGACAUUUCCUGUUUCAAACAGAAAAGGUUCACAGCAUAGACUGUGAUGAUCUGUUAUUUUUCGUGCGCAAAAAACACGUCAAAGGAUCAUCUCGUGUCAUGCCAAAGUACGAGACGGAAAUAGAGGUGUUUCGCAAAGACUCCCGAAAGCUUCCGAUUGGGGAUCCAGACGUUGAUUGGGAAGAAACGGUGUAUUUAAAUUUGGUGAUUCAUCAGUUCGACUACACACUAACUCUAGCCAUCUGUACUAGAACGUCCCCAAAGGAGCUACAGGUACUGAGAAGACACUCGCAAAAGGUGUAUGCUUCCCCUAGCCGAAGAAAGAUGGACACCAAAGGAGAGAGUGAAGAGAUCACGUAUCCUCACAUCUGCUUUAUGGUGGAUAAUUUCGACGAAGUAUUUCACGACAUCCUGGUACGCGAUGGUGAAAUGGUUUGUGUGGAAUUGGUAGCUUCCGAUCGCGACGGUAGUGUUCAAGGUGUAAUUUUCCUAGGAUCGAUCCGUUACGAUGCAUUAAAAAGAGUUUAUGAUGCACGUCAAUCUAGCCUCAGCUCGAAAGUAGCACAACGCAUGUCUUUUGGAUUGUUUAGCUCUGGAGGACCCCAGACUCGUUGUGAGUUUGUGCGCAUGAAAGGACCCCAAAGCAAAGGCCACGCAGAGAUGGCUGUUACAAAACCAAAAGGAUCCGGUGUAGAAACGCCAACUAGUGAACCAGGGUUCUGUGCAACGGAUAUGUGGGAUUCCAUGUGGGAAGAAGACUGUGAUGAAUAUUACAACUAUCGGCAUCAAAGGCGACUGAGUGACCCCAGCGCGAAUCUCAACAAUUUCAACCGAUGCGGAUGGCGGACAAAAACCGCAAACGAACCUUCUUACGGCGGCAGUAAAGCUCGUUCGGAGAACGAAGGGUUGGAUUGUUUGGCCAACGAGGUUUCCGAGAUCGAAGCGGGCGAUUUACGAGAUGAUCGUCCUGCUUCCACGGUGUCCGAUUCAACACUCGUAGUGACUGCCGCCACCCAUGGGUCUUUGGGGAUGGCUGCAAACCGUUCCACCGUUGAGACUCGAAGAGAUAGUCGUGGAAGCUGCUGCAACUGUUUCAAACCCCGAAAACGUUGGAGCGAUUCUGCUUCCGCUCAAAUGUCCGACGUGUACUACGUACAGUGUCCCAAAUGUGAGGCGGAGGCACUGGAGACGCCCGCUUGUUUAAGUACGGUUUCCAAAGGAAAACCAACCAGCAAACAUCGCAGUUUGCUGAUAGUUGAGAGUGAGAUUGAGUUUGGGCAUGGAAAAGGAAAGAAGAAAACAGUAAUCCGAAGUGGUAGUUGUGGUUCUGAUCGAAAGAGUCCCAGGAACGAGCAUCUUAUGUUAUCUCCAAGCCUAAUGAAGAAAAAUGAAAACAAUAAUAGGAGUAAAAAAUCUCAGAACGAGCAGGUUGAGUUUGAAAUAGCGGAUGAUGCUGUUUCGUUGAAUGGUGACUUGAGUGAUGAUAUUGUGAAAUUUGGAGUUAUGAAUGAGUUUAAUGCACAGCAGAUGAUCCGCGUAAACGGCAGGGAAGAGUUUCCUGCCAAGGAGACAAUUGGUACUAAACAUAAAGCAAUAUCACAGAAAAAAGUGACUGAUAAAAAUGGAACAAUUUCCAAAGAAUGUAUAGCAGAACAACACGACAAAACCCCUAAUGCUACCACGAUAGGUAAAAGUAACAAUUCCACAAGUAGAUUUUCUUUUAUCUACCGCAAAAAGUCGUCAUUGAAGAAUGUGUUUCCUACAGUGGAUAGUACUGAGAAUGCUAACACUAAGACCGUGGAAAAUAGCCCAAAAAACAUCCAUUCUUUUUGUAAGGAGGAUGUCAAUGGAAAUACUGGCAAUAAAAGUGAUCUUGGACGAUCGGGAGUACAAGAGUCGUCCCCUGAGCAGGAUCGUCAGGACAGUGCAAAUAUCAUUGCGGCACUACGAGAACUUCGUGCGAAAAAAGCAUGCUCCACCCUACCGAAAGUCAAGAAACUUAGCUACAAUAGUUUCUAUCUGAGACCCCAGCACUUCAGUGAUCGCACAACAGAACAAGUGCCGAAACGACGUACCCCUGAUGGAACGGAUAUAUACUAUUGGUGUGAUUAUCAUCCAAAGAAGGGAAAAGAACUAGACGAUGGAGCCUACAAUCCACUGUGGACAACAAAGGGUUUUACGCAGACUUUUCACUUUUGGAAAGAAAACCGUCGUCAGCAAUCUACUCCUUUGAACGCAUUCCUAACAUACGUAACUUUGCCUUGGUGGAGCAUAGCUAAAGAUCUUUUGGAUCAUCGAGAACAGCCUAUUCUAACGUUCUGAAAGGGAAAUGAUUGAUUGUUUGCAACUACGCUCGUACGUUAUCCGUUUCAAGUUAUCUUAUUCUACUUUUUAUACUACACUGCAAACUAAUUCAUUAGUUAGUGAGUUAAAAACGUACUGAUAAAACCGAAAGGCGAUGGGAAAACUACUUAAAUCUAUAACUGAAAUGCUCUCGAAAAUCGCAUCAAACUAUUUCUGUUGCAAAGGUCACCAAAUUGGGUCUACGUAUCAUCGACUAGUCAUAUUUGAAACCAUAUUGCAUCAUAAUGUUUCAUUCUUGUUUGAAUAUAAGCUCACAAAGUUUUGUCACGGUUGAAGAAUUGAUGUAAAAUUAGUAAAAACCUUCAUAUCCAAACAUUUAGAAAUAUGCCAUUUAUAAUUUAAAAUCACUCUUCAUUAAAAUCUCACGUUUGAUACAUCAAAAAACAAAAAAAUGAUACCCAUUGAUGAAGGUUCUUCAGAAAUGUGUCAGAAGCAGGAACAAAUACAUUAUUUCAACAUAAUAAAACAACAAAA
Molecule: messenger RNA, 3300 nt
Organism: Malaya genurostris
Lineage: Eukaryota; Metazoa; Arthropoda; Insecta; Diptera; Culicidae
Exons: 7
Coding region: 283-2784 (833 amino acids)
Source: RefSeq, a predicted model, not a curated record